AAUAGUGUCAUUCAGUCGUAAACUUUGAAAAUGGAACGUUGGCAAAAUAAAGUCGCUGUUGUUACCGGUGCCAGUUCGGGUAUAGGUUCUGCUAUUGUUAAAGAUCUGCUCAAGGCAGGCGUACAGGUAGUGGGUUUAGCCAGACGUAAGGAACGUGUUGAAGAACUCAAAGAAAGUUUGCCGGCUGAACAGAAAUCUCUGUUAACGGCCAUUAAGUGUGAUGUUUCCAAUCAGCAAUCAGUUAAUGAGGCUUUCGAUGAAAUAAUUGCCAAAUUUGGUGGUGUUGAUAUACUUGUCAAUAAUGCUGGUUGUGCUAAAAUGGGCCAAUUGGUUUCAAUGGAUGUUCAAGACAUACAAAACGUAUUGCAAACAAAUGUCAUGGGUAUUGUCUACUGUACACAAAGAGCUUUUAAAUCGAUGAAAGAACGUAAUUUUGAUGGUCAUGUUGUGCUUAUUAAUAGUGUAGCUGGUCAUAAUGUUUUUCCGGGAGCAAUGGGUAAUGUGCCUUCAACAAACAUUUACUCACCCUCGAAAUUUGCUGUAACAGCAAUAACUGAAAUCUAUAGACAAGAGUUUAAAGGUUUGGGUACAAAAGUUAAAGUUACGAGCGUUAGUCCCGGUUUAGUAGAUACCGAAAUUGUUAGUGACCCCUUUAAGCAAGCCAUGAAAGAUUGUAUUUUGAAUGCUCACGAUAUUUCUAAUGCUGUUUUAUACACCCUCUCUACACCGCCUCAUGUGCAAAUUCACGAAAUUACUAUAAAACCAAUUGGAGAAAUAUUUUAAUUACACUUUUGUUGAAUUAGUUAAAAAAUAUUAUAUACUUUAAAACUUAUAUUUAUAAAUAAAAUUGUUUAUUAGCUUGCA
Messenger RNA from Lucilia cuprina (Australian sheep blowfly), 864 nucleotides. Its product is annotated as farnesol dehydrogenase-like. The record is from RefSeq and is a predicted model, not a curated record. The transcript has 2 exons. Lineage: Eukaryota; Metazoa; Arthropoda; Insecta; Diptera; Calliphoridae. The coding region runs from base 31 to 783 and encodes 250 amino acids.